CCGAGUCGCUGCCCCUGGAGCCUCUGCCCCCGCCCUUGCCCCCACCCCCGGGUUCAAACACAGCGCAACCUGGCAACCGCAGCCCAUAGCCAGCCCCGCACCCUCCCGGGGAGGGACUCCCCCGCCGCCCUCGGGCGUCUGCCCAUUGGUGGGCUGACGCGGAGAUCUAGGGCUGGGAGGCUCCUUAGCGGAGAGGAAGGUGGAGAAGACGGGCCAGAUUUGGGACACUUCUGGAGAAAAGGAUCCGUGAAAUUAUGUGAAUACAAACUAUAUGUCAAAACAAUGGGAGAAAGAGCAAGAAGCACAGAUUUCAAUCAAGACGGAUACUCAGAACAAGAACGAUAUAGUGAUACCUUUUGUUCAGAUGAUUUUGAAAAUUCGUUUGAUUCUACCCUGUCAUCACCCCAGAAGGCCUAUCAAACUCCAUCAGUAAGGAAGAAAGGUACUAAGAUACACAGUUCAGAUAGUCAAGUACAUCACCAAGCCCCUAGAAGAAUAAGCUCUAAGUUUCCACUAAACAGAAGAGGAUUCCGAGUGGGAUAUCGCAGCGUCAGUAGGGAGCCUUCUCAGAAAGAUAUUGAUCUUCUCACCAAACGGGUUCUUUCUGCCAGACUGCUGAAAAUCAAUGAGCUGCAAAAUGAAGUGACUGAACUCCAGGUCAAAUUAGAUGAGCUGCUAAAAGAAAACAAGGCUUUGAAAAGACUUCAGUACAGACAGGAGAAAGCCCUGAAUAAGUUUGAAGAUACAGAAAAUGAAAUCUCACAACUUAUAGUCAGACAUAACAAUGAGAUUAAGGCACUAAAAGAGCGCUUAAGAAAAUCUCAAGAGAAAGAACGGGCAACUGAUAAAAAGGUGAAAGACACAGAGUGUGAACUUUAUAAGACAAAAUGUUCUUUAAAGAAACUGAAAAAGCUCACUGAAGCUAAGCACCUACCUGAACGAGAAGAUCUAGCUAAGAAACUAGUCUUAGCAGAAAACAAAUUAGAUGAUACCGAGAAAAAAAUCAAGGAGCUGUCAAAAAAUCUUGAACUGAAUACUAGUAGUUACCAGCGACAGUUACAUGCUGAAAAGAAAAGGGCACAUGAUGCUCAGGAUGAAAAUAAAAUUCUCCAAAGGGAGCUACAACGAUUAUACCAAAAACUGAGGGAAAAAGAAAGAGAACUAGAUGAAAAAAAUAUAUAUUCUAAUCGAUUACUGAAGAGAAUGCCUAAGAAAGACAGAGAUGCUUCUCCAAGAAAAAAUGCAUCUGUGAGCCAAAGUGUUAAAGGAAUCUUUAGUACAAAAGGAGUGCAAACCAGUGAGUAUUGCAAAGAAGAAGACCUUUCAUCACUAGCUUUUGUUUCUCAAGACUCAUCCAGACCAGAAAAGGAACUUCUUACUCUGGAACAGGAAGACCCAAAGGAUGAAGAAGAAGCUGAGACUCCAAGUACAGAAAGAGAAGAGAAACUUAAAAAUGAUGAAGAACCAUGUGUUAUAAAACAAAAAGCUGAGAUUCUUCAAGAUGAUUGGGCAGAAGAGCACCUUAAGGAAAGUCAAACAGAAAGUGUGGUUUUGAUAGAGAAAGAAGAAAAACCUACAGUGGAAACAGCAGUUUUCCAGAUUGAAAGUGAAAAUAUUCGGAAGUCAGAAGAAGAAGAAGAAGAAGAAGAAGAAGAAGUAGAAAGACUUAAGAAAGAGAUGUUACUUGCUAAACUGAAUGAAAUUGACAGAGAAAUACAAACCUCUCUGAACUUAAGAAAUUCACGCUCAAAAUUAAACUCUCCAGAAAAAAAAUCCCAAAGUUUCAGCUUCUCAGAAUCCACUGAGAGAUUAUUUAAUGGGUUUCUCAAUGAAGACAGCUAUAUAUCCAUAAAUAAUGACGACCAGAAGAAAAGAAAUAUUUGGAGCCCAACCUCUGCCCCUGAUUUCACAUUUGGUAGUUACGUGCCUUCUUUUGGGAAAACAUCAGGGAGGCCAAAUCUGUUUAAUCAAAAAAGUGGCAUUGCAGAUUUGCCAAAAAACAACAGUAAAGAUAGUGGAGAUUUAAGUACAAAAAAGGAGAAAAAAGCUAAUCUCAUGGAGCAAUUAUUUGGUGCCAACGCCAACAGCACUGUUUCCAAUAAAAACAGUGCCUCAAGUUCUCUGACUAAUAGCAGAGGAGACUUUGACCCUCUAAAUGUACUCCCUAAGGAUAAAGGCAGCAGAGGCAAAGGAGAAAAUGAAGAUGAUGACUUUUUCCUCAGUGAAGAGAGAAGUUUUAACCCAAAUAGGCACCGGCUAAAACAUACAAACAAUCGACCAGCAGUAAAGGCAGUUGAUUCUUUGGAAGAUGAAAUUGAAGAAGUAGUACUGAGAUGACUAUACAUAUUUUUCCAAUUGUAAAUAUUAAAACGCCUAAAUAUAGUAUUUAUUAUAAAGAAUUUAGACAUUUUCUAGAUAUUCAGAAAUGCCUUCUUUAGAAAUAGUCUUUAGUAGUCACAUAACAUUGGAAAUAGUUAACCAAAGCAAAAGUAACUUACACAACAUAUCUAUGUGAUAUUUUAAUUUGUCAAGAGAGUGAAGAUUGUUUGGAAUGAAAUAGGCUUAAAGUUUUCUUCCUCGAUUUUUUUUCUUACUGAUAUUGUCUCUUAAACCAGCUGAGGUUUUAUGCCUUUGGAGACUUUGUCCAUCUAUCCAAGUUCCACUUUGUUAACCUUCUACCAUCUUAGGUAUAUAAGUCAAUAUAGUCAAUUUUCAUUUAUGAAGGAGAGGAAUCUAUAGUGAAAGGAGUCCUUCUACUGACCAAACUAGGUGGUAUGGCUCCUGAACAAUACUUUGUCAGGAUUCCCGCUUGGGGUAGAGACAGGCAAAGCUGCUUCAGUAAGUAGGGGCAAUGUCAGGAUGCCCCACUGUCCAGCAGCCUGAUCUCUCAGGCAGACCUGAGCUGUCUUUUCCCCAUCUGAUACUAACAGAGCAGCAAAAUGAAUACUUUGUGCAAUCUACCUUACUGUUUACCUCCAUCAGUGCAUAUAUAUAAUCAGAAGUUAAUGAAUGACUUUCUGAAGAACAUCCACUGAUGCUCCUCCAUAGAGCUAUAUGAAAAGAGAGUUGAACAAAACUUUUUUUUCCUAGAAGAAUCUUUGUAAGCCCUCUAACCAUGUUCACUAAUAGCAACUUUAAAUUAGGAAAGGGCUGGAUCAAUACGUCCACUAUCUUUGGUUUUCUCUAUGAGGGUCACUCACUUGUAAACUACAGAUCAGGUCUAAUGUAUGGACUGGAAUUGGGAGAAAAAAUACAGGGAGAGAAAGUGUGUAGGCCCCAGCCACAUGAGCCUUGUAAUGGCAGAGCUUCAUCCUGAUUAGGAAAUCUAAGUUUACUUAGGGAAGAGUACUUUGGACCCUCACCGUGUAUAUGCCUCCAAGAUUAUGGAUUGGUAAAUACCAGUGAUAUUAAACACAUUGCGGUCAAGAGUUUUGAACUCAUUCUUUAGGGAAAUUAUUUUAUAGCAUAAGAUUCUAAUCUUAAUUAUUCCUAAAUCCACACAGGUCAGACUUUCCUUUGGUUUUGAGUGUGACUUUAGAAUAACAUUAUCAAAUAUUUUUAAAGCUGUUUCAAAAUCUUAGUGAUGGAGAAAUAUUUUUAUAUAACACAGCUGUAGUCAGCUUUUUGUGAGGUGCCAUUGUCUUUGAUUUAAGAAGUACUAAUAGUACUGGAAUUCCAGAAAUUGGUGAUAUCACCUAUUGAUGAUAUCGAUUAGGACCUAUUUCAUAAGUUUAUGAAAGAGUUAUACUGCAAAGAAGGUUUAUAACAAUUUAAAACUAUUGGAUUCUUACUGUUUCCAUUUCCCCCCUUAAUACAAGAAGAGUAUUAACUUUAUUAGAUUUUUUUUUUUAAGUGAGGCAAUUGGGGUUAAGUGACUUGCCCAGGGUCACACAGCUAGUAAGUGUUAAGUGUCUGAGGCCGGAUUUGAACUCAGGUACUCCUAACUCCAGGGCCGGUGCUCUAUCCACUGAGCCACCUAGCUGCCCCAACUUUAUUAGAUUUAAUGCAGGAAAUAGCCACAAUAAAUUGACCUAAAGACUCUCGCCAUUCAUUUCCUCAUGCAGAUCUGAUUGCUAUGGCUUAUCUUAACACAGCUCAUGAAGACUUCAGCAACCAUACUGAUCGUAAAUCCCUGGCAGAUGCAGACAGAGGUGAAGUCAGAAGAUAUUUCACUAUGUAAACAACUUAUUGCUGCCACAACCCCAGAGACUUGUAUGUAGCACAAUCCCUUAAUUUCUCCCCACUAGUAUACUCUUUAACCAGGUGUGAGAUUUUAUACCUAGUCUUUUUAUUAGAACUACUCCAGGCCAACUCUGAGGACAAUACCUCCUGCAAAAGUACUAUCAUUACACCAAGAAAGAGUGCCAACAGAAAUGUCUCCUCAGUGACAGAGAUGCACACUUUAGUUUUGGCAGGCACAGUGAUGUUUCCAGUUUAACCUAGUGUCUUCUUUAUAUUUGUCAGUUUUAUCUGUACAAUGUAAUUUUUGAUGCAUUAUUGGCUUAAACUGAAUAGCCAAAUAAAAUAUAUUGAACACCAGAAUAUGUAAAUGAUAGGUGAGGAUUUAAAUGCAGUUCAGAAAAAAAAAGUUACAUGUGUAUGUUACUAUGCCUACAGGCAUAUAUAUUUCUUGAUUCAUUCAGUGAAAAAUAUUGUCAGCUCAGAGUUAUGUUUCCAUAGUAAUGUAGUUUUGAAAUUUUAACAUGUGCUGUUAGAGAUCCGAACCUACACUCAAAUAGACACUUAAGGGGACAGCAUCAUUAUAAUGACUUGUACCUCUGAAUUAAUAAGCAGCAGCUAUACCUACUCUUUAAAAAAGACAGUGGCUCUGCUUUGGGAAGUUGAUUUGGGCAAGAGAUAUCUUUUUCAGAUUCUAGUGUUCUCCCCUUGACUGCUGUAAUUGGCCAUCAGCUAUAUAGCAGGAGUGUCUUGUGUAUACAAUGAGUGUAUUCAUGUUUUCUAGACUGAACUGAAAAGAAACUCAAGUCUAGGAUGAGGAAUGAGGAAAAAUGGUAAGGCAAGGAAUGAGUAAAGACUCAAGAAUGGCACGUUAUGACAAAUGAUUUAUUCUUCCAUCAAUAUUAUUGAUGAAUUUGGCUAUACAAGUUGGAUUUCUAAUAACAUGAAUGCUAAGAGGCCUUGAAUUGUAAUAUUUGACUUGGAACCUGUAUGAUACUUCUUCACUUAGUUUGACAAGACUUAACUAAUUAAGUCUGUAAUAUAUAUUCCCCCUAUCAUCUUAUAAAAUGUGAUCCUCAGAUAUUAAAAAUGGGCAACGUAGCACUGACCUACAUUAAAUAAUACUCACUUUAUUAAUAGACAUUGAUGUCUGACAGAUAAACAUUUAAUAUAUUACAAAUCAUUUUUAACAUUUGUAAAACAAACAUUAUUGUAAUACAGUUCUGGUAUAUAAUGAUUCUAAUUAUAUUUAUUAUGUAAUGUUAAUUUUAUGCAUAGCUGCUAAUUUUUCUGCUCAAAUGUUCUAAUUAUAAUAUUGUUUUGUUUUUAAGAUGUUUUUUAAGAUGAGUAAAGUUUUUAUACUUAGAUCAUUAUUGUGUAAGAAUAGUUUUCUAAUGUUUCCUUACUAUAACAGUUUGCAAAGACAGUAGAAUUAUUUAAAUUAACAUUAAAAUUUAAUUUUUGAUUUUAAAAGGGAAAAUACUAAGCAGUUAAGAAUCAGAUAGGAAAAUCUAAAGAACAGACCAUCUCUUAGGAGCAGACCUAUUUAGAAUGGGAAAGUCAGUACCUUCUCCAAGUAUCAGUGUUUUCUUUCAUGCUCUGAACUCCUAUUACUAAAGUUAAAAGAAUAUUCUGUUCCCUUAUUUAAAUAGCAUCUUGAAAUUACACAAAAAACAUAACUGUGGAACCAGAACCCAUAGGGUUAAAUUUUCUUAUAAUUUUCCACUUUUCUUUCUUUCUUUUUGCUUGAGAGAAUUUUGUAAUUCAAAUAGAAGGAUUUGCCCAGAGACAAGUUAGACCAUAUGCUAGUCUUAUCAGAUAAUUGCACUUUUAAUUAAUCCUUUCACCCUAAAGAGCUAUCUUAAUAGCACAUAUUGCUUUUAAUAGCAAGGAAUGGAUGACUAAAGUGAUUCAUGAAAUAAAAACAAACAUUUCAUGCUUUUUUACCUAUGCCCCUGACAUUUCUGAUUACCCCACCUUUUCUUAUUCCUCUUUAUCAUCUACAUUUUUUCCAAGGUUCUAGUGCCUGACUUGGUAGCACUUUGUGUUCCACAGAGGUGAGAAAACCUUAGGUUACUUAUGGGAAGAUGGACUCUUAGAAUCUGAAGAAUAACUUGUGUGGAGCAAGAACCUAUCGGUCCAUCCUACCACAACUAUCCCCUUAGAAAGUAGUAGUAGGGAGUUUCUGAGACCCCAUUUUGUAGUCACAAAGCCCCUUACUUUACUCAGGUACUUUUUCAAGGAGUUUAAUUAUCUGAUUUUUUAGGCCAACAGCAGAUUGGGAAGUGAAAACUCUAAGGAGGUUGGAGGGACAGGAAGACAACAGGAUUGACAGACACCAAACCAUAACUGCACAAUACAACAAUGAUUGUUCAUAACAGUGUUUAUCAAGAAAGGGUUAAAUUUCACCAUGUUUGACAUCCUUUAUUGAAGCAGUCCAAGUGUCCAAUGGAAAGAGCACUGGUCUUGGAAUCCUCAGAUAAAUGCUGACUGACUGUGAUGCAGGGGAAUUCAAUCAACAAGCCUUUAUUACAAACUUAGCUCCAUCUAAGUGCUGUGCUAGGCCCUGAAGAGAAAGUCAUGGGAUCCUCUUUAGAUUUAGGGCUAAAGUUUAUCUCUUCUUUGUGCUCCAUCUGUAAAUAAUGGAGCUGAGUGAUACCUACCUCAUAGGGUUGUAAUAAAAAAUUUAAAACCCUG
Dromiciops gliroides (monito del monte) is the source of this 6876-nucleotide messenger RNA. RefSeq names its product lebercilin LCA5 (gene LCA5). Gene Ontology annotation, biological process: intraciliary transport. The coding region runs from base 283 to 2337 and encodes 684 amino acids. The record is from RefSeq and is a predicted model, not a curated record. NCBI's taxonomy places the organism in Eukaryota, Metazoa, Chordata, Mammalia, Microbiotheria, Microbiotheriidae. Gene Ontology annotation, cellular component: axoneme. The transcript is spliced from 8 exons.